GAUUUUGAGCCAUCACCGUUGCAUUUAAUACACCCUCUCGACACAAAUUUGCUUUGAGUCAAUGUUCAACAUCGAGAGGCAUUUGUCCCGCGAUCUGUGAAGCGUUGUCUUGACGAUCCAAUGACACCGUCACAAACUCACUGGCAUUUUCUUCCCCACCACACCGAGGCCAAGGGCUAUCUUCCAUCACAUCACUCAUGGCAGGGACGAGUGCACAUCCACGAGGCGAGUUGCCAGUACAGUGGUAUGUACUUUAGGUGUGAUGAGAACUUUCUCUUUGGUUGGGUCGGUUUCUUGGCCCCUAUCACGGUUGGAAUGCUACCUAUUUCACAAUGGCCAUCCACGAUCGAUCUCAUCUCCUCCUUCACCUCUCAUCCCCAUCCCGCGGCCAGACCAAAGCAGUCUCCCCGUGCAACUGCAGGACUGUCGGUAUGGCUGUUGUUGACGGUUGACGGUCACCUUGGGAACGUUGUGCUGCCUAAUACAAAGAUUACUGCUCCUUUUCUAUCUUCUGUCAGAUUCAAGGACUUUCUGCCACGUCCGUGGACCGGUAAUACAACAAGUCGAGGCAACCAAGAUUUUACAUCUGUCAUGGACUGUAGCCCAAUGGCUUGCCUUGGCCACACGGGUCUCUCAGAGUGGCCAACUGUUUACCUAAAAGUUACUGACUGCUCUGGGAAUGAGCAUUGUGCCGUCAUCAAGCGGCGGCCACGACAGUGUACUCAGUGGCUGUCUACUUGUCACGAAUGACAAUCUAUACCAAAAAAUGAUAGCUUGGAGAGGCUGUUGUACCCAGGAUCGCGCGAGUGGAUUCGGAAGUACCCCGUUCACCAUUCGAUACGCCGACCUUUACAUCAUCUGGGCUCUCCUCAGCUACUCGAGUCCAAACAGGCAGGAGCUCGCGGCUAAGUACCUUGGGGCCUGUUAAAAUUACGUUUGUCCCUGUGCUCUACCUUGCUCUUCCUGGGAUGUAAGUCAUCAACUCUGGCACGAGGCUCGGACAGCCUCGAGCUGAGUAUGACAC
Neurospora hispaniola is the source of this 1024-nucleotide messenger RNA. RefSeq lists its product as uncharacterized. The transcript has a single exon. The record is from RefSeq and is a predicted model, not a curated record. NCBI's taxonomy places the organism in Eukaryota, Fungi, Ascomycota, Sordariomycetes, Sordariales, Sordariaceae. Bases 121 to 750 code for a protein of 209 amino acids.